Molecule: messenger RNA, 1522 nt
Organism: Morus notabilis
Lineage: Eukaryota; Viridiplantae; Streptophyta; Magnoliopsida; Rosales; Moraceae
Product: dof zinc finger protein DOF3.6
Exons: 2
Coding region: 175-1308 (377 amino acids)
Biological process (GO): regulation of DNA-templated transcription
Molecular function (GO): DNA binding; DNA-binding transcription factor activity
Source: RefSeq, a predicted model, not a curated record
UCUCUCUCUCUCUCUAGAGACUCAUCUACUUUCUCUUUCUCUCUGCAACUAAUUCUCUCUUCUAUGUUGAUGUGAUUCUCUAUCACUCUAAAAAACCCAUCAACCUUUACAAAAGAAAAGAAAAGAAAAGAAAAGAAAGUUAAUUCUCCUUGUGAGAAAUCACUCAAUAUUAUCAUGGUUUUCUCAUCAGUUCCUGUCUUUCUGGAUCCACCCAACUGGCAACAGCAGCAACCAAAUCAUGAUCAUCAUCAACAGCAGCAACAACAAGGUGGUCGAACCGAUCACCAUCAGAAUCCCCAGCUUCCUCCUCCUCCACAGCCACCUCAAGCAGCCGGAGGCGGCUGUGGAACGGGCUCCAUGAGGCCCGGUUCGAUGGCUGAUCGGGCUCGGAUGGCGAAGCUACCGCAGCCGGAGACGGCGCUGAAAUGCCCCCGGUGUGAUUCCACCAACACCAAGUUCUGCUACUUUAAUAACUACAGCCUCUCCCAGCCCCGGCACUUCUGCAAGACCUGCCGCCGGUACUGGACCCGAGGUGGAGCGCUGCGAAACGUGCCGGUCGGCGGCGGCUGCAGGAGGAACAAGAGGAGCAAAGGCUCCAGCAGAUCCAAAUCCCCCGGUUCGGUGGCUGCGGCUUCUUCAGAGCGCCAAUCCGGCGCCUGUGCCUCCACAAGCGCAGCCGCCAUGUCGUCCAACGGCGGCAAUAUACUCGGUCAUUUGGCGCCUCACCAGCCGCCACCCCACUUACCCUUUUUGCCGGCCCUACACCAUCUCGGUACCGAUCAUUACGGAGGCUCUGGCGACUUAGGGUUGAAUUUCAGUGGAAUCCCAUUACCGCAGGUGGUCGCAAGCGGCAGCGUGGGAAGCGGUGGCGCUGAUGUCGAGUUUCUACCAGCCGGCCUCGCGGAGCAGUGGAGACUCCAGCAGCAAGUGCAGCAACAAGUACAACAGUUUCCUUUCUUGGCCAAUUUAGAAGCACCACCAAAUACUAGUACUACUGGGCUGUUCCCCUUUGAUCAUCAUCAUCAUCAUCAUCAUCAUCAUGAAAAUGUGGAGCCGCCGCCAGGCUACGUUCGGUCUAAGCCGUUGGAUUCUGGGGUUAGCGGGGUGGUUUCUCAGAUGGCCUCGGUGAAAGUGGAAGGAAAUCUUAGCAAUACUCAAGGGCUGAAUAAUAUUUCGAGAAAUUUUUUGGGAGGUCUUGGAAAUCAUCAUGAUCAUCAAAAUCAGUAUAACUUGGGUGGUACUGCUGGUAAUGCAUGGACCGACCUCUCUACAUUCAGUACUACUUCUUCCACCAACCAUCUCUUAUAGUUUAUUAUAUCAAUCUAUCAUAUAAUAUAUAUCAAUCACCUCAUCAAAAUAUAGCUAAUUAACUUUUUGAUCAAGCUCCAAUUUGAAGAUGGAAAACACAGAGAAAAGGCGUGGAAUGGAAUAUAUAUAGAUCAUAUUAUAUAUUAAUAUUACUAGUACUUUUUGGUGAUCUUUGGCUGAAAAACGUACGUACACUACUUCAAAGUGGUAGGAU